This is a messenger RNA of Rodentolepis nana, 435 nucleotides long. The record is from the annotation of a GenBank genome assembly. Lineage: Eukaryota; Metazoa; Platyhelminthes; Cestoda; Cyclophyllidea; Hymenolepididae.
AUGCCACCUCAAAAUCCGUUAACCCAAACAACUGAAUGUGCUGGCUGUGGAGCAACUGACUUCAACAACCGAUUCUGGGUGCCGCAAAGUGUCCCCGGUGUAGCACUCUGUGAGACUUGUCAGUUCCAGCAACAGCAUUUGCAGGUUCCUUCAAACCAAAUUGAUCAAUACGAAAGGUGGGAGAACCAAGUUUUCCAAAAUAAUCAUGGAGGAUUGAAUGCAUCACAUCUACCGCGAAUGAGUCAAGUUCAGAGGGAUAUGCGGAAGUCUGCAGAAUGUUGGUGUCAAGAUCGACCGACGAUAAACACAGGAGAUGGUCCUCAUGAGACCAUAACUCCUCCGUUUCUUCUCUGGCCUGUUCCGAAUAAACCACUGAAGCAAGAUCUUAGCGCUUGGGAGUUGGUAAGUAUAAUUCACUUAGUAGCCCUAAAGUAG